Rhopilema esculentum is the source of this 3721-nucleotide messenger RNA. RefSeq lists its product as uncharacterized. Gene Ontology annotation, molecular function: DNA-binding transcription factor activity, RNA polymerase II-specific; RNA polymerase II transcription regulatory region sequence-specific DNA binding. The record is from RefSeq and is a predicted model, not a curated record. Gene Ontology annotation, biological process: regulation of transcription by RNA polymerase II. NCBI's taxonomy places the organism in Eukaryota, Metazoa, Cnidaria, Scyphozoa, Rhizostomeae, Rhizostomatidae.
GAAACCCAAUCAGACGGAUGGAAGUACACGAUCUCAAUCAAAUGAAUAUUAGUUAGCAGAUUAUCCCCCACUUAACCAUUGUUUUGCUUAUUGAAAAAUAAACGUUGGAGAUCUUGUUGAGUUAAUCAGUCAACAAUACGCUCGAAAUCUACCAACAAAUAAAUAUGCCUGCUUCACUGAUUCAUUCAUUAAAUACUUCUCAAAGCAGAUUAGUUGGCCAGUGCAAAUCUCAAUUCAGCCCAAUGCGGAGGACAAGCCAAGCGGCCAUUUUAGAAGUGAAAACCAAGGCACAAAGUGUCACCAGCAUGGAGAAGAGAGCACCCCAAAAUUGCAGGUUGACGACAAAUGACGGCACUGGGAAUAGCAAGAGGCUGAAAUACUCUAUUGAUGAGAUAUUGGGAAUGAAACAAAGGGACAGUGUUGUGACAGAGACGAAAGAAAGAUUGUCACCGCAUGAAAGAAGAGACAAACUUGAACAAAAAUCGCCGGUAGCAGUCGACUCUGACAACGAACUGUCUGCAGAGAGAGAGCAUCAAGCAACAUCUGAGACAAAGAAUAUCGAUGAAACUAGCAAUUCGUGCAGCGAGGAAGAGUCUUUUGUGAACAGCACUGAAAGUGAAGAAAAACCAAGAAAAAUCAGAAGAAGCCGGACAACAUUCACAACAUAUCAGCUGCAUCAAUUAGAAAGAGCGUUCGAGAAGACACAAUAUCCAGAUGUAUUCAUGAGAGAAGAACUAGCUAUGAGGCUGGACCUCAGCGAAGCAAGAGUGCAGGUUUGGUUUCAAAACAGACGCGCUAAAUGGAGGAAGAAAGAGCGUAUUCCGGAAAGCGAAGAAAGGCUUUACGGCAAUCCACGUCCGCGUGCUUCGUAUUCAAUCAAUGAUGCAAUAGCCGAGAUUCGAGGCUCUUACAGUCACGCAAACGACGCACCAAGCAGGCCAUUUCAGACGCCGUAUUCUCAGAUCUCAUCAAGUCCUUGCCAGGUAGCCACUUGUACUUGCUGUCACCAUGGCGACAUGCGUUGGCGCCAAGAACACACCCAUGGCAUUGUUCCUUGCGAUGACCCAUAUUACCUAAAAGCAAACAUUGUGCACGAAAGAGCAACAAAGAGAACUAUAUCGCCGCCGUCCAUGAUAAGGGCAUCUUCUGAUCUACCAUACAUCAGCAGGCGCCAUAGCUACGGAGACCUCCACUCACGCCCCACAUAUCACUCAGACUCUCUUGUUAUCAACGGAUACGGCAAAAACUAUUGAUCUUUCUAAAUAUAUUCUUGAAUUGUUACAAACUUGCAUAAAUUAGACAAAACACCCAAUUUACCCUACAUCUAAACUGAAGGCUCUUAUUACUAGUUAUUCAUAGAAACCUUUACACGAAUUUUUUUAUAUAAAGAGUAAAUUUCUGCCGAGCCUCAAAAUUCUUGAGAAAUUUUUGUUUUGAGCCUAGAACUAAUCUUCAAUCAUUCUUAGUUUGGCAAGGAUAGUUCAAAUCUUUUUGAUAAAUUAUCAAGAAUAUUUUGAUUAAUUCUUAAAUUUCAAGUAUUUAGAGCGUCAAUAUUUUUAUAAACUUUAUAAAAAGUUGUGCAUUACAAAAAGCGUCCUUUUUACAAAAUCUAUCAUGAGAUUGGUAAAUCCAAAAAUAUAGUUUUGUGGCAUUGAACUUUCUCAAGUAGUUAUAGAUUCUUAAUUAAUUCUUAUAAGUUGACUUAGUUUGUUCGAUAGGAAGAUAAUCGUUGGCAACAAAAACUUUUAUAAAUUGGUUAUUAACAUUUACAAAAUAAAACUUAGCCUUCCUUUAAGUAAAUGAAAGGAACAUAAAAAGUUUUUAAGGUGUAGUAACCUAUUUAUUUGAGGUGGUUUCAUUUUUGCUUCAUGCUACUUCGAAAACAUGACCAUGACCGAUCCUAACAACAAAAUUUUGACGAAUUCACUGUUUUAUAAUCUAAGAAGCAAAUGCCCUUAAGAGGUAGCUGAAUUUAUUAUGAUGUUCUUAUGUUUAAAUAUGAACAAGCUCCAUUUAUUCGCAAGUAUGCAGUCCUGAUAGAAAUGUUACAUAACAAGCAUAUUUUUGUAUAUAGUAGUGUAGAUGACGAUUGAGUUUGGCAUAGAUAAUAUCUUGUGUUUCUGCAUUGAAUUUCUGCAUGUUGCAAAAGAAAGCAACAGUGAAAAAUCUUUGAUGAAAUUGUUCUUCGAAAUAAGAGAAGAGUACAGAACGAUUCCCAACUAACCAUAAAGUAGCAUGUGAUGGGUGACAAUUCUUGACCCUGAAAUAUCAUAGAUGUUACGAAUACUUUUAGAUUCAGUCAUAUCAUUUUUUAAUUCUAUUCAAGAUGCGGAAGGCCUAAAAUGUUUUUGCAAAAAAUAAUAUAGAGCUAUGAGGAGUGUUAAAAAUUCCUUUAUUUUACCAGUCCUAUUACCAGUCCAGUCCUUAUGAAUUUUUUAAUUUCCAAUAUAAAUCAAGGAACUAAAUCUAGACUUCUAAAAAAGCAAAUUUGAUCCUGAGAAUAAAGUAUUGGCAAAUUCAAAAUGAUUUGUCAAAUUUUAGAAUGGAAGUUUGUACCUGUACAUAGAGGCAAUUUAGCUUUAUCCAUUGCCAAGCAUCAUAUGGAAUUGGCAAAAUAAACAACUAAUUAUAGUGGCUGAGUAUUUCAUAUCAAAUGAAAUGAAAAAUAAAUAAAACAUGUCUUAUAACGACAAAAAUAGAAUUGCUUUUGGCACUGCUGUUCGAAAAACUACAAUGUUGAUUCAAUUGAGGAGUGGUAAAGAUAUUGCCGCAAAUCUGCUAACUUUUGAAUGUGUAUGUUUGGCAGGCCUAAAUGCACCGCUCGCCUAGAUCAUACGUUAGAAGUAGGACUCAAUAGGGGUAAGUAAUACAAAACAACGUUCUUUCUUGUUUACGAUUUUGCGAUAGGAAUCGACUGAGCGGCAUUGUCUAUCAAACAUAGUGCUAUAUAUUCACGUGAAGCUAAACACUGGCACAUUAUACUAUCUAAUUUGGAAUCUAAUAUGGGAUUUUGAAUGUAUCAUUGAAAUUAAUCCGAACACCUGGCUAGUAAAUCCAAUGAAAUCUGGGAAUUUUCAUUAAGAUAAUCUACAUCCAGGGCAGAAUCUUUUAUUUGCUGAUUAGCCAAAAGAUCAGGUUCUAUUUUUUGGCUUUCCACGAAAAGGUGAAAACAAAGGUGAUGUUCAUAAAAGGAAUCGAAUCAUGUCAAGCUUGUAAGAAGAUCUUCUAUUAAAAAUCACCAUAGCGAAUGAAGUAAUCUAAUGAAAAAAUUAGUUGUAAUAAGGAAGAGAUGAUGAGUUAUGAACUAGUCGUCAUUUGUCAUAAGCCUUGAUAUUUGAAAGGCGAUAUUCAUUUUAGAAUAAUUAGUUAUGGGUUAAUUGGAUGAAUGCAUUGCGAUGAAAAUAAAGAACGCACGGUGGGUUUUUCUUGCUGAUGUAAACAACAUUUGGUCGCAAUAUGUAAGAAGCAUAUCAUCGUGUUAAUCAAGAUAAUUGAUUACCUCUUCUAAGAAACUACCAACGGCUUUUUAAUCAAACGAUGCCCAUAUUCAGUGAAUGUAUCAUUUGAUGUUAAAAACAUUACGUCACUGAAGGUCGUUGUUGUUGUUGCAAGUAGAUGGCCAGCUAUCACAGUUUGGAUGCAAAAUGUUCAGUAAAUCGUUAAAAGCAAAGCAAAAAGUGCAGAAUUUUGAAAAGCCAUCAUGUACUUUUAAAAGUCGUUA